AUGGGCCCUUUGAUGAGCCCCGAGACAGCACCGCCCAAGAAGGAGUGCGGCGCUGCGGCUCGAAAACGCGGAUGGGUCGACUGCUGGAAGGAGGUGCCUUUGCAAGGAGCGGUUGACAGUGUCAGAUAUAUAAAGCGCUUGAGAUCCUUUGACAUGUCUCUAAUGAUCGACGACCAGGCACUUGACAUCUUCCUUAAGUCUCCUGUCACUCAGGACAUGAUCCACCACUUGGUCACGGUGACUUUGCAGGUCCUACCAUGCGAGUCGGCCAAGACCAUCACACAGAAGCUGCCUUCUCCACCAGACUCUCCGCCGGUUCUGAAGACGAAGCCGCUGCCUUCGCUCAUGACAUUCAUCACCAAACUCGUUCGCCAUACCAACGUUUACACGGGAACACUGAUGUCGACCAUUGUGUUCCUCAACAGACUCAAGUCCAAGCUUCCAAAGGACGCUCAGGGUCUGCCGUGCACACGCCACCGCAUUUUCCUCGCGUGUCUGAUCAUCUCGUCCAAACACCACAACGACUCGUCUCCAAAGAACAAGCACUGGAGCAAGUACACCGAGGGUUUGUUCCGCAAGGAGGACGUGAACCUGAUGGAACGGCAGCUACUGAUGUUACUGGACUGGGACUUAAGAAUCAGCAAGGAAGAGCUCCUGCGGGUCUGGAAGCGCUUCCUUGACCCGCUUCGGGCAGAGCUACGCAAACAGGAGCGGACCAGAAAGAGAAGCGUUUCUCCGUCUCCUGUUCGCGUGCUGACGCCGCCACACUCGCUCAGCAGCUCGCGCUCCUCCUCGGUCUCGUCGCUGGAUACCCUCCAUUCGAGAGCAUCGUCUGUUUCGAGCACUUCGAGCCAGAUCUUGGACGAUGUUUCUCUUGGAAAGAUGAUCGAUACCGUUGCUCAGCGCGAGGAGCAGGAGCUCAACAAUUUAAUGAGACAGUACUGUUCUGUCUCUUCGCAUCGCAUUGAACCAAUUGGAAUUAGAUAG
This is a messenger RNA of Ogataea philodendri, 987 nucleotides long. RefSeq lists its product as uncharacterized. The record is from RefSeq and is a predicted model, not a curated record. Bases 1 to 987 code for a protein of 328 amino acids. The transcript has 2 exons. NCBI's taxonomy places the organism in Eukaryota, Fungi, Ascomycota, Pichiomycetes, Pichiales, Pichiaceae. Gene Ontology annotation, cellular component: cyclin-dependent protein kinase holoenzyme complex; nucleus. Gene Ontology annotation, biological process: regulation of cyclin-dependent protein serine/threonine kinase activity. Gene Ontology annotation, molecular function: protein kinase binding; cyclin-dependent protein serine/threonine kinase regulator activity.